Coregonus sp. 'balchen' is the source of this 2051-nucleotide messenger RNA. NCBI's taxonomy places the organism in Eukaryota, Metazoa, Chordata, Actinopteri, Salmoniformes, Salmonidae. The record is from the annotation of a GenBank genome assembly.
AUGGACCUAUCCUGUGGCACCAGCACUAAACCUCGUGCGGACAUCGCCCUCCACUUCAACCCCCGUUUUAAGGGAUCGCUGUGCGUUGUUUGUAACUCCCUGGUGCAGGAGAGUUGGGGCAGGGAGGAGACCCUUCAGAAGCUGCCCUACAGACAGGGAGCAGCCUUCGAGACUAUUAUCCUGGUCCAUGAUGAUGUCUUUAAGGCAAGUGGACCAAUGUCUGGGAGUUACCUUAUUUACCGUACCCAUGUUUAAGGUGACCUAACCAGGAAAUUAGGCCACAUACAGGAAAAACUCCCUAUCCUACAUUUGCUUGCACAUUCACUACUGUUGAGUCAAAAGAAGCUAGUAUAGUCAUGCAAAAGUCAAGCAACUCUAAUGUAAUGGAUUUUUGUGAUCCUGUGUGAAUGCUGUUCUCCUUUGUACCUGCAGGUGGCAGUAAAUGGUUCUCAUUUGUUAGAAUACAAGCACAGAAUCCCACUGGACAGGAUUGACACAUUUUCUAUAUCUGGGAAAGUCAAGGUGCGCGCCAUUGGCUUCAUACCAAACUCAGUAAGUACCCCCUCCAAUACGCUUACUAUAAGUCCAUAGAAUAGAUCAUGUUUUCAGCUCGCUCUAUAAUGAAUGUCUUCAUUAUUAUUUUCUCCUGUAGGCAAUAUACUCAAUCUCAGGUGAAUCAGGUGACCUGGUGAGUUGUGUGUUAUAUUUGCCAUAAACUAUAAAGGAUAGAUCUAUAUUAGGCAACAUGACCAAUUGCAUCAAUAUGUUGAUAAGUGUACAGACAUGGCCUAUAUCGGAUGCAUUUUCAGAGUCUCCCUUACAAAGGCAGUCUACUGAAAGGGGUGAGUCCAGGACAGCACAUCACAAUCAAGGGACAGGUCAGCAUGUACCCACACAGGUAAGCAAUUGGACAGUACUGAGUAUUUAAACCAUGUUCCAAGAAACUAGACAGUGUACCUUUUGAGGGAGUGUGUACUGCCCAAUGCCCACUAUCCAUGACAUCACAGGAGGCUGCUGGAAUGGAGCAAAUGUAAUGGCAUCAAACACAUGGAAACCAUGUGUUAAAUACCAUUCCACUAAUUCCGCUCCAGUCAUUACCAUGAGCCCGGCCAUCCCAAUUAAGGUGCCACCAACCUCCUGUGCAUGACAAUGUAGAAUAACCUGCAUCAUUGUUUUUCUGAUGAACCUCUGUCUGGCAGCUUCACUGUGAACCUCCGCAACAACAGCAGUGAGAACAUCGCUCUGCACCUGAACCCCCGGAUGAAGUCGGCCAUGUUCAUCAGGAACUCCUACCUGAGUGAGUCCUGGGGACCAGAGGAAAGGGAGCUUCCCUUCUUCCCCUUCUCACCUGGGGAGUACUUUGAGGUAUGCUUACUUUGUUCAGCUGGAUGCUGUUUCUAAAUAAGCGGUUCUCACACCAUCUGCACAUCGUGUUACCUGUAUUAUUGGAACUCUUACUAGUCUUUUUCACUGCAAGUACUCUCUCUCUGCCCCAGAUGCUGAUCCUCUGCCAGCCCCACCAGUUCAAGCUGGCGGUGAAUGGCUCUCACCUGUUGGACUACAGGCACCGGGUGCAGGACCUGAGCACCAUCAACCAGCUGGAGAUCAUGGGUGACCUAGAGCUGAUGGAUGUCAAGCUGUGGUGACCCAUGACAGAGGCAAAGCUAGGCUACGCCCCAAUGGGCUAAGCUAAGCCAUAUUCUGGAUGACAGGCCCGUUUACAACUCCCCCACCCUGGGCAGUGAGCAGUGCUUGAGCCGGCUGGUGUUGAACUGGCCUGAUUGUGGGCUCCAAUGUCUGAGCCAUGAGGUUUACAGCUGAGGUAGCCUUGGAUCUGUUCGAGUGGAUCCACAGGAUUUUACAGUCAAUAUACUUGUAUGCACUAUCUGGUGCAAUGUGUAAGGGAAUCUGGUAUGUGUAAUGACAGGAGUAUUAUAGAAACAGACUCGUUUACACCUUGCUCUAACCUGGACAGGAGUAUUAUAGAAACAGCCUUGUUUACACCUUGCUCUAACCUGUGGGUUUUGUGAUCUGAUCAAUAUGAUCCAAUC